CUUCCCGUCGGUUCGUCUGCUCUCCCGAUGCCGCCUUGGCGCGAGACGUUGGCGAGCAGAGUGUCUCCAAGAUGGCCGCUUGGGGAAGGAGGCGUCUUGGCCCGGGCAGCAGUGGCGGCAGCGCCCGAGAGAGGGUGAGCUUGUCGGCCACAGACUGCUACAUUGUGCAUGAGAUCUACAAUGGGGAGAACGCCCAAGACCAGUUUGAGUAUGAGCUGGAACAGGCCUUGGAAGCCCAGUACAAAUAUAUCGUGAUCGAGCCCACUCGCAUCGGUGACGAGACGGCCCGCUGGAUCACCGUGGGCAACUGCUUGCACAAGACGGCCGUGCUGGCGGGCACCGCCUGCCUCUUCACCCCGUUGGCGCUGCCCUUAGAUUAUUCCCACUACAUCUCCCUGCCUGCUGGCGUGCUGAGCCUGGCCUGCUGCACCCUCUAUGGGAUCUCGUGGCAGUUUGACCCUUGCUGCAAGUACCAAGUAGAGUACGACGCCUAUAAACUGUCACGCCUGCCUCUGCACACACUCACAUCUUCCACCCCGGUGGUGCUGGUCCGGAAGGACGACCUGCACAGAAAGAGACUGCACAACACGAUAGCACUGGCCGCCCUGGUGUACUGUGUAAAGAAGAUUUAUGAACUCUAUGCAGUAUGAUUUCAGUAGCACAGGGAGAGCAGAACCGCCUGGCCCACAAGAGACAACGGAGCAUUCAGAUCGCCACAGUCAUGUUGCUUACUCUGUGAGGCAGCAGAGCCUGGAACGUGUUUGGCUUAAUAUUUGUUAUUUUAAAAAAAAAUAACAGGUCACGGGUGUACCCAGGGUUUUUCAGCUCAUUACACUGAGAUGUGGAUUUCCAUAACCCAAAAGGAGGGUCUGAGGCUGUGAAAGUCUGAUUGGGCAGUGGAACGCUGAUGGAGGCAGACGCUGCUGAGGGGUGUGGACGUGCUUUGGGGGAGGUCUUUAAGUAUAUUGUUUAACUGUACCAUCCAGAGCCCACCAGAAGCUAUUGACCAUUAAAAUUAUGAGCAUUUCAA
Callithrix jacchus (white-tufted-ear marmoset) is the source of this 1030-nucleotide messenger RNA. RefSeq names its product transmembrane protein 11 (gene TMEM11). Lineage: Eukaryota; Metazoa; Chordata; Mammalia; Primates; Cebidae. Gene Ontology annotation, cellular component: mitochondrial inner membrane. The record is from RefSeq and is a predicted model, not a curated record. Gene Ontology annotation, biological process: inner mitochondrial membrane organization.